GCAUUUAGCUUGGUUUAAAGUGCAAUAAUUUACAUUAAAAUACAUUGAUUUAUUAAGUUAUACGUCUUGCUUGUAGCAUAAUCUCAUUUUGCAGUAUAAAAAAGAAUAAGACAUAAAAAUAGGAUCAUGGGAAAUCAGUUGGUUCGUAAUACAUGGGACACACAUUGUGUAAUACUUCCAGCAGAAAGAUUUUCGGCACCUUAUAAUCAUUGGCAAUAUAAUGAACGUUGUAGAGAUUUUGAGUUGGAAGCAGCUGAAUGCGUCUGUGCAUAUGGGUUUCUUAUAGGACAGACAAAAUGUAAAGAUAUACUCGAUGAUCUUUUGGAAUGUGCGAGUGGAGAAAAACUGAUGAACAGACAGGAAAUACUAGUGUCAGAAUUUGCACGUAAGGUCAAAGCAGGUGAAAGAACCUUUGAAGAGAUUCCAUUUAUUUAUACCUUCGAUUAGAAUUCAUAUAUAUGUAUUUCAUAAAUAGUAAACAAUAUAUUGGAUAAACUCAAAAUAUUGUUGA
Molecule: messenger RNA, 511 nt
Organism: Eufriesea mexicana
Lineage: Eukaryota; Metazoa; Arthropoda; Insecta; Hymenoptera; Apidae
Gene: ND-15
Product: NADH dehydrogenase (ubiquinone) 15 kDa subunit
Exons: 2
Coding region: 127-447 (106 amino acids)
Source: RefSeq, a predicted model, not a curated record